Molecule: messenger RNA, 25144 nt
Organism: Porites lobata
Lineage: Eukaryota; Metazoa; Cnidaria; Anthozoa; Scleractinia; Poritidae
Source: the annotation of a GenBank genome assembly
AUGACAGAGAAAAAUGGUGUUGGCGUGACAGUCAUCAGUCACGAUAGCGAGAACAGAACAAAAGUGAAAGGAUAUGAAAACCCAGGUACAUACACCCGAGAUGUUAACUACACUGGAGCACGUCUAUCUCAGUUGGCCAGUCUCACCGAAGUCUCCUCACACUGUGAGCAGUUUAUCAAGUACGAGUGUCACAGCUCGGUUUUGCUUAGUAAUAACUAUCCAAACGGCUGGUGGGUGUCACGUAAUUCUACUAAGAUGACGUACUGGGGCGGAGCAUCUGUCAAUGAUAAGUGCGGAUGCGGGAUGAAUAACUCAUGUGCAGACCCCAGCUAUGGUUGUAACUGUGAUAAGAAUGACGAAGUGUGGCGCGAAGACAGUGGUCUCCUGACUGACAGGACCAAGCUUCCUGUCAAACAGCUCAAGUUUGGCGAUACUGGUGAAAGUUGGGAGAUAGGCUUUCACACUUUAGGGAAGUUUAAGUGUUACGGUAGAGCAUAAUCACAUGGGUCACACAGACAAUCCUCGUAUCACCUAGUUAUAGCACCGACAAACUGUCGUUGUUAUCAUAAUAUAUUGUUGUUUGGUAGAAUGUUAAAAAAAGCCUCUAAAACAAAAGCAUGCACAACUGCAGUAAUUUAAGGCAAAUACAACUUUUGCACUUAAUUGGUGUGGUGGGAAAUAUAUAUUAUGGUCUUGGGACACUGGGUUGGCCUCAUCGAACAUGAUGUCUUAAGCGAUAUUGCCAAAUUUCGUCACUAAAUAACUACUUCUAAAUCCUUCAACGUCGUUUAAGAUGUGUAAUGCAGAGAAACUCCACUAAGCGGAGACAGUUGGGAUAAGCUGUAUUUGGCCGGGGCCAUGGUUAAGUCUGUCCACUUAAGCCAUGUAUUCUUACAGCCGAUUAGCGAAGUGUCGAUUAGCGAAGGUUUGAGGGCAUCAGAUGGCUUAACCUGUUCCAGGCCUCUACGGGGCUGACCGAGAACCUGGCACAGGCUACAGAUACCUUGACUUUUGUCCUUUGUCUUGAGAAAAGGUUGUUUAUUGUUGUCUUAUAUAGGAAAUUAUAGGAAGGUGUUUAUAACAAUUUUAUUUUCUUAAGGUAAUUCCCUUGAAAAUGACGUACGAUCCAGAUUUUUUUCGCCCUAAUACAUAUUUCUUGUGUGGACAUAACGGGUAAAAAACACAAAUAAAAAAGGGGGUUACCAUUCUCGUUUCAAAGCAAAUCGACAAAAAAGGGAUAAUUUCGACUUUAAAUGAUCAUUUUGCGAGAUAGGACUGGGGAGAUUUUCAAGACAAUCACCUUUUUAGCAAGGUAGAUCUAUCAAAAUCGCUAUUAAAAGCAUUUGGACUACAAAAGGAGUCAAAAUUACCUCUUUUUAGGUGACCCGACCGAUGAAAAUCAGCGCCAUCUUUGAAGUCGCAAUGCCAUGCGCACUAGGUGAUGCGCAGUACAAAACAUGGGAAUUACCUUAAACAGGUAAAGUGUUUGUAAUACUAAGCGGUACCUCUUAGCCUAAAGGUACAAUUCUAUUUUCAGACUUUGCAAACGUGUUUAGUACGCUAUAUUGUUUUGAGUAGAGAUAUGAGUCACGUAACUGGUUAUUUGUUAUUUAAAUAAACAUCAGUCACCUCGAGUUGUUAAAAUAAACUUCAUUUUAAGCACCAAGCGUUCAGCUGCAGUGAUUUACUACAUUAUGACUUGAUCACGAGUCAGCUUAGACGUUCUUUUUCUGUCUGUUUGUUUUCUUUUUUGUUUUUUUUUUCCGUUUCUCUUCAAGAAACACUUCUGUCUCGUCUCUUACCAGUCAUUGUUCCGGGGUCUUAUUGACUGGUUUUACGAACUAAUUUCCCUGUGCAUUCGGGCCAGUUCUUCAGAGCGUCACGCAUUACGUAAUGUUUUAAUACGCUAUCUACUAAUCUUAGGGAUGUAACUUGACUUGUAACUUUAAUACAUUUAAAGAAAUGGGAGUGUAACUAAAUAAUAAUCGUUAUGCGCGUCCUCAGUAGCCAGCCCAUUAGAAACUGUAUCUCUUUGUUAAAAUCUCAAUUUCUGAUAUUGUCUAUUAGGUACUGGUUUCUAAAAACCAAACCUCGAAGAAAAUUAUUUCUUCAUCCCUAAUUUAUAAAUAAUGACUAAUCGCCUCUUGAAUGCCGUCUUCACUAAAUUUGGUUUAUCCUACCUUACCUUCAAAAUAAUGUCUUAACUACGUUAACGGCGGUUAUAGCUUUUAUCUACCGUCACAGGAAGUAAUAUAGACAAGACUAAAGAGGCAGUCUCCCUUAAAGCGUUCCACUCGAUUUCGGACUCGACAAAACUUUUGCCUUAUAUUUUUUAUCAUUAUCAGUGCUACUAUCCAUCCUAAUAACAGAAUUGCAGUUAGGAUGAGGAAAUUGUUUAUUUUACUUCCAUUCCCAGCAUUUCGUUGCUGAACGACCGUUAGCGGCUAAAAUAGGUAAAUUUCAGAUGCUGUUUCACAGGUUUUUUUAACGAUCGUUUAAAAGUACUUCGGGGAACCGAGAAAAAUCACGGGAAAAUAAGAGAAAAAUGAAAAAUGGGAACGAACCCUAACUAAGUGAACUCUAGCCCUAUCCAGUAUCUUCAUUACCUUUCUCUUCUUUGCUCUUAUGUUUUCAUUUCUUGGUAACAUAGUAACGUACUUCCUGUAUGGCGGUCGCAUUUACCCGUUGGGGAUUUAUAUUACUGUCUUUACGGCUCAAAAACAAUAAAAAUCCCUGUGGAUAAAUGCGACGGCUAUAUACGCGUAUACUUGAAAGGAUGACACUAUAACGGGGAGCGGGGAACGGUUAACAUGCACCGAGAACAGGAAAAUGAAAAAUGGAAACAAAACUGAGAAUGUUGGAAAUGAAGUUACUGAACUUGCGUAGGGCUAGGGUUCCAAGUUUUGCUCCCAGUUUCAUUUUUCCUGUUCCCCGUGCUCGUAACCCAAUUCCCGUUCCCCAAUUUUUAGUAACAUUCAUAUCUGGAAAUGGACCCACCCUUAAUUAUGUUAAUUUUAUUUUCUGUUGACUGCACGGGAUAUAUUUCCCCUAAAAUAUCACUGUAACCAAGUCAGAAGCAAUGUGGUCCCCAAUACGGCUGGUCUUUGUUCUUCCGUGUUAAUGCUCUUGCUCGUUUGUGUUGUUUGGGGAGCUUGACUGAACUAUAACAUUAUUACAACUGCACUUGAAGGUAAGAAAACAAUCUUAUUCCGUUUUAUAGAUUAAUUGUGUCGGUUUAAAAAAAGUGUUAGUCAAAGUAAUGAUUUAACUAACAAGGUCGGUUAUUUGAUGCUUCCAUUUCUCAUGGGGAGCAACAUCACAAUGCAGGAGUUGUAUUUUUUUUUUUGCGUUGAACUUGCCCUCUAAAUUAAAUCAGAACGUUGUAAGGUCUUAUGGUACUGCGCUAGCAGCAGCGACUCCUUUAAAUAGUUCACGUCAAUUUCUGGCGGCAUGUCAAAAAGUUGUCAGUCGUUAAAGCCGUCGUGUUCGUCUUGGUGAACGAGCUGUAUGACGUAAUAGGGCUGGAUAAAUUUGACAUUUUUCCUCGAAGGCUCCUGAAAUGACGCGCCCAAUUUCCACCAUUGUAUGAGUUUAACAAAUUCUUUCUGUCAUGAGAACUUCCAUUUGGCUUGAACAAGUCCAAUAGUCCAUAAAGCUUUGUCAUCUUAUCAUAUACUGAUGCGAGUAUCUUACAGCCGUUUCUGGACAUGACAUUGAAUAGUUUCUCAAAUGAGAAGUGAUCGAUGAGGAGCUGCAGUUUCGUUUGGACUUCGUCCUCUUCUUCUUCCUCUUUAUCCUGCAUUUCCUCAAUCUCUUUCAGUGGCUGAAUCAACAAGUUGACGGCGCCUGAUUUAUUUGCUCCUUUCUUGGAAACAAUAACAAACCAUAGCAGUCCAGGCUCCUUCCAUUUUUGGUUGAUCUCUAUGCAAGUUGAGGUUCCCAUGAGCCGGAUGCCACAGUCGAUAAAAGGGGGAAGAAUAAUAACUCUUUUGGAACUCCCAUGGAGUUGGCGUGAUUAUUCAGAAAUGUGAACAUUUCUUUUGAGCAGACGGGAUCUCCAGUCAAAAUCUGCAUAAUUUUGAACGUCGCUCAGCGUUUUCGCAGUACUGGAUAUAUGCAGACCUGCAGACCCAGCUUCUGCGAGUGAAGUACUCUCAUUCAAAGACGUCCUUUUGCGUAUUAUUGAUCUUCACCAGUCGCCCAAGACCUACAAAUUUGAUAAAACAGCGAUGAACUCUUCAUUGACGAUCACGAUGCGCUCAACGAAAGGAAAAGUUUAACAUCGACAAUGACACGCUUGGUGUCCUUUCAAAGGCCAAAGGACAAACCGCUCGUCUAGCCAUGAUUCUUCAUGUAGCUGAAUAUUGGAUCAAGACAGCAACAUUCCCACUCGAUCCAACCAAUAGUCUACUACUGCAAGUUGGCGAGGAAAGCAUGAUCCGGGUCUGUGUCGUUAUGAACCACCUCAUCAAUGUAAAGUACAUUAUAUGCCCUCUGGUAGCCUCACCAUCAUCGCCAACUCGAAAUGCAGAUGAAAACCUCGUGAAAAAUGAACGAAAUGUCGAGCACAAAAAAAAAUAAAAAAAAAAAUUACAUAUACUGAGUCCUCUUUAACACCUUCCCUUAAUUGUUUCAUGAAAGAGUGGGUGUUUUCCAGUGAACGGAAAAUAUCCCGUUCAAUCCGCACUACAGAUAUUGCAGAAAAUGGAAGAUCCUGGCAUUGGCACGCUCAGGGCAAUAAUUCACCCAUAUAUACAAUAACAAAAGAUCCAAACUGUUCGUGAAAAGCCGCUACGACCUUGGCGGUGAUGACGCGGGCAGUCACCAGGGGCACCCAACGACCGAAUUUUUCCAAAUACGCCAGAAGUAUCUCAAAUGGUAUUCUCCGUACUUUAGAAGCCUGUUUGCUUAAUUUGGGUUGCCCUUAAAAUUGUUUAUCUGUUCGGAUGUCUUAGGCGAACUUUGGUCGUCACGAAGUUUUAGGUGGUUUUCGUCUCAAGUGUUAGCUACCCUUAUGGGUCCGGUCGAAAGUACAAGGACAUGAAGUAGCCUUGCUUUCAUCAGAAAAUUUCAGGGGAUGUUUUGUCUUCACAACGAAAUUUUUAGGAGACCCCUUUUUAAAUAAUAAUCGCAAUAUCUUGGUGUUGAAAUGUGGCCAACACAACCUCCGAUAAUCGUAGGUAGGUUUUUAGAAAACCUCCGAAUAUUUUAGACGAAUGGAACGGUUAUCCAGGAAGUUAUAGCUUUUCACAGAGCUUCAGAAAUUUCUAGGCAAUAUUUCCUCCUUCGAAAGGUUAUUUUAGAGUUUAAAUUUCAAAGGGACAAUUCAAUCCCUCCAAUGAGUGACACUGUUGCUUUAGUAUGUAGUUUAACAAUUUUGCCGACACCUUGGUUUACAACUGAAACAAUUUAUUAUUAUGAAAUCGAUAAUCAGCGUUACGUUUCAUGCCAGUCCGCACAAUGAGUGACACUGCUGGUUAGGAAAUUUUUACAUUGUGAACACCUUUGUUUAUAUAAACAUUUUAUUAUUGUGAAGUCCUAAAUCAUUGAAACUAAGCGUUAUUGAUUUUACCCUCUCAGCAGCAGAGUAGAAGCCACAAACGAAUUCCGCUUCCCGGUUAGCUUUUACAAUAGUUAGAGAUAGCCGCUUCAUGUCCAUAUACUUUGAGCACGAAAAAAAAAAUCCAAGAACCAGCAGCCUCUUAAUUACUCAACAAAAAGGUUGUGUGAACUAUAAGAAAGAUUCCAUCUAAGAUUCAAUCGCUCAUUGUGGAGUAGCCGUCGUUAAACUCUCUGCCAGUAGAACGGCCGCUGAUAAGAGGACACUGUAAAUCCACGUAAAAAAAAAAAUUCAACAGCAAAGGGUUUCAAAACUAACGCAAUAAAAUUCUUCUGUAAUCACCACAGAACGAUUCUUAAAAAAAAAAACUUCGCUAAAUAUCAAACGAUGGCUGAGAUUGAAACUGAUAAAAACAGCCUUCCAAAAUUUGCGAAGUGCCAAGUUUGAAAGAGAUUAACUGUUGAAAAGUAACACGGGCACCAAACAAGAAUAUACCGUAAAAUUCCCAAAAUAAGCCCCGGGGCUUAUAUUUUUCAAAAGCCCUUUUUGAGGGGCUUAUUUUUGGAGGGGCUUAUCUACGGGGGGAAAUUUGCGUUUCAAAAUCUAUUGGGCUAGCCUUAUAGUUGGAAGUAAAUUUACUGCUUGGCUUUGUUUUACUUUGUAUUUGAUGGCAAUUUUCCAAUUACAAGCCCCUGGGAGGCUUAUAUUUGGAGGGGCGAUUUAACGGAGGUUUUUUGGGGUGACCGCGAUGAGGAGCUUAUAGUUAGAGGGGCGUAUACAUGGAGGGGCUUAUUUCCGGAAUUUUACGGUAGCUCAAAACCACUUAAACAUAGCAUUGUUGAACGUAUUUUAGUAUAUAAACGGUAGAUAUAGGCAUAUUUUUAUCCCCUAAAAAUUUGUCUGUUGGGAUUCCCUAGCUGAAAGUCUAGUGAUCCGAAAAUUAUAGGGAUCAAAACUCACCUUUUUGGAAAAUUUCAGCUAGAAUAACGAAAAAUUAUACGAUUUUUUAGAUGUUCGAAAAUCCUAGUAGAGGCAGGCAAGCAAGAAAUUUUACAGCAAAUGUUCCGAAAAUUAUAGAUCUCAAAUCGCAUUCCGAAUAGAUAUUUUCUGAAUAUUGACGUUGGGUGGAGAAGAACUGGAAAUCAGGUUUAGACCCGAGAAAAUGGUUAUUUUCUUUGUGCUUUACAUGAUAAAUAACACAUAAAUAAGCACUUUGCAUGAUUUUAGCCACAAGAUUUGCUUUUAUUGUCAAAAGAAGUUAAAAAAAACAAGUGUUUUCAUCCAAAAAUAGCUUGACCACCUGCCACUUAUGAUGUCAUAUCUUGUAACCAUAGCAACUGACCAUCACUAAACUUGUCUUAAAAUGUGUGCGAGGGAAAAACGAACAGCUGCUUAAAAAGUCAGGUAAAAAUCAAAGAAAAUCGGAAAAAUCGGAGCCACAGUCAAAAAUCGAUUAGGAAUAACCUAAGACGAUUCAUAUGGGUAUUUUCUAGAAGAACAAGACCCCUUUUGAACACUCAUAGUAAGAGAAGACCAGUUCUUAUGUUUUAUCUCGAACUGGAUUGUCUCCAAGAUGGCGAAAUUUCAAGCCCACGCAUAGCGGUGCACGGUCAAAUCAUUUUUGACCGUUUAUUACAGUUGGAAAGCAAAAAUUAGUCUCAUCCCGCUAGAGUUAGUACCUUAGCCUUAUCCUAGACAAAAAAAUAGCGAAAUCGAUUUUUUGACAGUGGCCGCAAAAUUGUGAUAUUUCUUUGAUUUUUACUGACAUUCACUCUUAAUUAUUCCAUCCUGCAAGUUUUGUCAAGAAAUGAAAGGAAAUGUAUAACUUAAAGAUACGUGAAUGUAGGCUAAAUGAUACCUUUGAGGUGUGGUUUGGCCCCAACGUGAAAUGAGAGGCUUUUUUGUAGCUCUUAUUUUAAGGCACCAUCUUUUUCCAUGUAAAUUCGUUUCUGUUUGAUGUAACUGUAUGCCAAUCUAUAUGACUACUGGUUAAGUCUAAUGUUUAUUUAUUAUGACAACCAUUGCAGCUGGCAUUAACUAGUUAACGAAACUCACUAAAGAAAAGAAACUUAAACAAAAUUCGGUCUUCAGUAUGGCAGGUCGUUGUUUCCCUGGGUUAUCGCUUUUCCUGGUUUGUGUUGUUUGGGGAGCUUGGCUGAACCAUAUCACAACUGCUCAAGUAGGUAAGGAGAAAACUAACUACAAUUAACCAGGGUCCUGAAUGCAUUUCCUUUUUUUUUUUUUUUCAAUUAAACUAUUCGAUCAUCUACUCGCCGACCGUCAGCCUGGGCGAGUUAUAAGCCACUUUCAAUAAUUGUAACUAAAUGUUAUAGUUGAUAAUUUUGCGUAAUCGUUUACAAAGAGAUUACAACUGAAUCAGAGCUCAUCUGCACUCUUGCGGUAUGUAGACUUCGAUCUCAGACGGGGGAUAAAGUGUGUUGUCCUAGCUUUUUCAAAUUACCCCGCGGAUGAACUGAAGCCCCACUGGAAAGACACGCCGUUAGAAUAGCAAAUAGCGCCUCACCAAUGAGUAAUUGUGAGAACAAGUUUGUUAAUUUGCUCAUUCAUACGAAGCCUUUUUUAAAGUGUGCGGAAAUCAAAGGAAGGUACCUCUUAUAAGGCCGCUCAAGAAACAAUACGGAACUCAGUGUUAACCAAGGCAAGUAAAGAAAACUGUAAUUUAACUAGAGCGAAAACUAAAUCUAAAGCUUCCAGCACUUAUUAAAAAAAGUAAGUAAUGCUUUAUCAUAAGAGCGUUAUCCGCUCGUGGGUGUCAUUAGCUGGUUAUUGCACUAAAUUGCUUCAUUUCAAUUAGCUUUUAUUUUGGUUUUUGGACUCAGCUGAAUUGUUCGGAGCAAUAACUUUUAACAUGAUGAAUGCAUGAAUUCUUUUAUACAAUCUUAGGACGCUGCGGGUGGUGCUAAACUAACAGCAACUUUACUGAUAAUAUGUUAUGCUUAGAUCAUUUUGAAUUAGUGCUGAAAUAUAUUUGUACUUAGUAUAUACACACUCAGUGAUCUUGGUGAUUUAAGCAAUCUGAUUGGUUCGCUAUCUCGGACUAUUCAACAAUAUUCACCUCCUAGCGAGUGGAUAAUGUGUGAGCUCGGUGUUUUUCCCGUUUUUUUUAGAGAACGAUCUUUUAAAAGUCGACAAAAUCCUAGGGCUGACUUUUUUUAAGGCAAGAAAAGACUUGGAAGGAUUCAAUACGGCGUUUUUCAAUUUACUGUAGCAGGAGUUUUGCGCUCGAUGGAUUGUUUACAACUCCCGUGUAUUCGCGUAGAAGAAGCCGUUUCGUGAACUCAGCGUUUUCUAAGAAGAAAAUUUUGGCUCAAAAAUCGAAGUUUAUUUAUGACAAACAAAUUUAAAAGGAAAUGUUUGCAGAAAUUCUACAUUUCAAGUAAACAGGAAAAAGAAUGAUAUAGGAAGACGACCUCUUACCUCGAGCAACCGAGCCGCCAUUUUUGUCAGCACUUCAUGCGAAGAACGACACAACAUGCCCUUUUGGCUAUAAACUUGGCGAGUCAACAGAAAACAACACAGCUCUACUUUUUUUCUCAGGUAAGGAAACAGUUCAAACUUUUAGCGAUUCCAUUGAAGCCAUUACGCUGUUGUUUGCGAAAUGAGUAAACUUGUCAAUUGCCAUGUUUGAAAAUUCUGCAAAGAUCUAUUUUUAAACUUACGCGUGAUUUGAUCUGUCAAUCAAAUCCUACUUUUGAAUGGUUUCCUUUCUGAUUUUGUUGAGAUCACUUCGUGUGUAUAUACUAAAACAAUUAUUCUUCUCAAUCUCGGUGAAUAGUGGCUUUGGGAAUAUUUACCUCGCCGCUUUCGCGGCUCGGUAAAUAUUUUGCCACUAUUCACCUCGAUUUCAAAGAAUAAUUGUUAAGUAUUUAUCUGUUCGCCUAAUUUUCCUGGACUCUGUCUCUCGUUACUACCUUUGUUUUCAUCUUAUUCUGUAAAUCACCCACUUCCAAGCAAGCAGCGUUAUUUAAUCUAGCUUUUAGUUAUAAGCAAUGUUCAGUGUUUAUUCAAAUUGGUAUAAUUAUGUUAGGCAUGUGCUAGACAAAACAGUCUAACCUCUCAUGGAUCAGUUGUCGUCUAAAGCCCUAUAAAUUAUUAAAAUUCAUUUUCGCCCACUCAGCACACAGGGAACAUAGAACAGCACUCAACAUAGUUUUCUUAGACCAAUGUUUUCGACUUGAACGGAUUUUGGAGGGAAAAUAACGUCACAGGAUUGAAGUAGGAUGCUGGAUAUUGGACAUCGGAAUUAGGGCAACUCGGAUCAGAGCAUCUAACCGAGCAAGUCAGUAAAGAAAAAUAGCUUAAUUACUCGGACAAUGUGCUUAGGUAUGCCCAUAUGUCCGGAGAAUACUCCAUAAGCUUUCUGUGUGUACGCUAUCGAACGCUUUCUGGAAAUCGAUAAAAUUCAAGUACAAUCCAUUCUGCUAUUCAAAUGACAUUGCUCGAUGUACUUCCUCAAGGUAUAGAUACGCUCUUUGCAGCCCCGACCUUUCUGAAAUGAGCAUGUUCUUCGCAGUACGCCAUUCCCUUCAAAGAGAGAUAAUUCACUGUGACUUUAGGAAAGAUUUUACUUGGCGAAAUAGAAAUGUGAUAUACCUCGCCAGCUGUUACUGUUAGACAGUGUCUGUUUGUCUUUUUAAGAACUGGUGUGAAUUGCUUCAGUCACUUGGUAUCCCAUAGUGCUUUGCCAUCCCAGAGAUCUCCAAUGGCUGCUACAAACUCCUCCUAAGUAGGUGGUUUGAUGCAGGGUGGAUCCAGGAUUUUUUUUAGGAGGGGUUCCAAUUGUCUUUUGCUCUACUUCAACAACAAUAAACCACAUAGUUUUUUUUUUUGCACAAUACCAAUUGUAUUAGAAAACCGCAGGUCAUCUCAGGGGGUGGGGGGGGGGGCGCAACCCCUGCACCCUCCCCCUAUAUCUGCCCCUGUGAUGCUAACAUCAAGGUCAUAGUUGGUCCUCUGAAACCUCUUUUUCAGGUAUUUCCUGAAGUGUUCUGCCCAACGCUCUUCCUGGUCCCUCUCAUUUGAACGUAAUACACCUGAGAUUGGUGCUUUUGCAGUCUAAUCCUGUAGACUAGUCCUUGUUUCUGGUGCUGGAUAUAGCAGUCUCUAUCUCUCUUGCAAGACUCUCAAGACAUAUCCUCUUGUCCGUUCUAGCUGAACGUUGAACUUUGGCUUUGAGAACACCACAUUGAGCAUUCAAUUUCUCUUUUAAGCGAGUAGAUUUGGUCCCCACGAGCUAGCCCUUUGCUCUUUUCCUUUCUGCAGAACAUAUAAUCUUUGCGAGAUUUCCCAUUAAGGGAAAAGCGACACUGUGGGGGGGUAUCGACGAUCCUAUAGUGCCAUUCUGCUCAUACCGAGAUGGUAUCAGCUAUCUCGAAGUUUUCUGUAAGAGUCUAUUACUUAUUACAUUCUAACAAGAUAAGGCCAUUUGCUUCCUAUUUCUUUGCAGAUGGUUGUCGUCGCCUCAAGUUCCUUCCAAUGGACGAUGGCCAUUAUUUGGCAAAUCACGUGUUUUUAAAUCUUACUAUUGGAAUAUACACACAUUGUCAUCAGAGAUGUGUUAUGGAAAGUAGAUGCGUGUCAAUAAACAUUGGUCCGCCUUUGAACGACAAAGUUGUGUGUGAACUUAGUGAUUCAGAUCACAUACAGCACCCACAACAUCUCAAACCAAGACAGGGCUGGAGUUAUAGAGGCAUCACAGAGGUACCAAUGACAAAUAGGUUUAAAACAGACCUGGAUAAACCAUCGACAGCCGAAUGCAUGUUUCCCUAAUUUUCGAUUAAGAAACUAAAGCUUUUGAAGUAGGCGGGUGAUGAUCCUUAUGACGAGUUCCUGCUGAUGAUGAUGAUAAUGAUCACGAUAUCUACUAGUAUAGGAGAAUGGAUGAUGAUGAUGAUAAUACUGAUACUGAUAGCAAUUAUGAUAUGAAAAUAUAUGUGUUCAUUCCCAUAAAUCGACAAUUCCAGAAACAUUCAAAAUGUCCCAAUCUCACAGGACAAAACUUGAAUUUUGUUGAAAUUGUUGCGGGGUUCGAGAGAUCUAAAUAAUACCUUUUCUAUCUAAUAUGCCGUCUCAGCAUGGGAAAUAAUUUUUAUCGUGAUUUUAAGAAUAUGUAUUCUCCACUAGAACCUUUGCGCCAGUUAUCCUUGUCUUAACAAGGGGACGUGCUUCACAGGAUAUACGAGCAAGAAAUACCUCUGUGUUUGCACCUUAGGCUUCACAGGAGAAAACUGCGAGCAGGCUCCAGGUAAAAUAGUAUAGAGGAUAUCACAUGGCUUCGCGGGUGUACGAAACCAAGGGAGGAUAAAGCUCAGAGAAUUAAUCCCCCAUAAGGCCCGCUGCCCAUCAUAAUCCCUCUUCGCAGGAGCCUGCUCUAAAGUUAUUUUUGGAACGUAUCGGUUUUCCCGCGGAUAAUAUAUCCUAGCACGUUGCGUGGAAGUUUCGUGGAGGGGUGGAAGUGCGAAAGCAUGUUGGGAGUGCAGGAGCUGCGAUGAAAGCGAAAGAAGAGAGGAUAAAGAAGGCGUAUCAUCUCUUGAUGCGAAAUAGGAAUCGUUUUUGAGAGUUUUUUUUUUAUUAUCAUUGAGCAUGUACCAAUCGGCAUUGGCGUCGAGAAACAAAAAAAGAAAACGUCAGAAAAUUCACAAAGGAAAUUAAGUUUGAGUUGACAGGCUAAACACGAUUCAUAAGCUCGUGAGUGUGAAGCGCGAUAGCCUCAGAGAAUGCUUCAAAACAACAACGGUUUCCUUUUUUUCCUUUCUAGCAAUUAGGUUAUGCGGUGCAUGAAGUAUUUUAAUUUUUUAUUGACCCAAUCUUAAUUUGGCCAUGAGUCUCCGUGGAGUCAUACAUUGACAUUGGGAUGUCAUGGGGCAUUUAAGUAAUUGUUUUGUGGUUUCCGGUGUGGUUUACACAGGAUUAAUUUGAUUCAGAUGCAGUUGUUAAGCAUAUUUUUUUUUUUUUUCUUUUCCGAAGUCUUAAGCUUUUUCCUGUAGAUAAAUAUCCUUUUCGUUAAGAUUUUAGUUUCUUUGGUUUCUCAAAAGUGCAUAUACACCCAAUUGCAAAAACGUUGUCAAAGAAAACUGAAAGAAAGGAAAAAGGCAAAUAGGAAUUAAUUAGGGUGAUAAACCUAAUGAGUUCAUUGUCAGUGUCCGCACAGGAACGUAGUAUUUGUCUGUUGGAAUUCAAAAUUGCUACUGUUUUAAAGCUGAAAGACAAUAAAACUGAAAGUUCCAGCGGGGAAGUGCAACCGCUGCAAAUGAAUCCACCAUGAGAAUGUGACUUAAUUAGCCUGUUUCAUAUAUUCUAUUUGGCUUUUUCCUUUUGUCAUUUUUCUAAGACAACGUUAUUGCAAUUAGGUGUAUCUAAAAUUGGUCCGUAAAGGUGGUGAUGAUUUCCUGCCAUGUUCUUGAAGUCGCAUUCAUCCACAAAAAGUAUACAUGCGACUCGUUUUCCUAUGGCUGCAGUUUUCUUAACCUAACCUACGUCUUCCGCCAACUUAACUUUUUAAUUUCGCGAACGACAUAAAGCAUUGCGUGGGACUUCGCCCACCUCAUUCAACUCUCUUGGGAACAACAGACCCCAGAGAAGAUCUAAAAAUAUCUUUAGAGGGAUUGCGAUGGGUAUAGGACCUUUAUGGGGGACUCGUUCAAUUUCGCUGAGCUUUAUCCUCUCUUGACGAAACUGAAAUCUUCAUGCGGGCUAUUACGGGCGGAUCUUUUGGAAAGGUUUAUGUAAACGAUGUCUAAGGAAAGAUGUAAGUCCAAAAUAUUUUAGUGGUCCUCUUUGGUUAACUUAAUUUUGUAUAUCUUUGUAUAUCCCUUUUGAAAAUACAUUUUAGACGUUUCCGGUUUUUCGGCUGUCAACACUGGGACCGGGCCAUCAAGUGGGUUAUCUACACCGGCAUCUUCAUCUGCCACUCCAGUUGUCGUGGGAUCGUUAAGUUCAACAACAGCAGCGCUAGCCACCUCGGCAAUGACCAUCGAUCCUGAUUUGUUCACUGCCUCGCUAUCUUCUGCACAGACCGGAGCGAUAAAGACUGCCAGAUCCAUAAAUGUUCUUCCACCGCCUACUCCGACUACUAACGCGCCAGCUCCAACAACGGUUGUAACAUCUCCCACGGUUCUCUCAGCGUCCGUGGAAGGAUCAGGUAACCACCCACGCUUAGUUCACGGCACGCAAGCUAUUGCAAUUUUAAAAAGACCCUGGCCAAUCCCAGCGAGAACUGUCCUUCGCUGGCUUAGCUAUUGAUUUAACUCUUUUAUGUUAAAACAUUAAGAUAAGCUAAAAGAGAAAAUAUGGGGACACGAAUAUGUGGAUUUUGGAGCAUUGUUGUCCCCUAGACCUAACUUUGACAAAUAAGCUAUAUCGCUCAAACCUUCUCAAAACUCAUCGGCGCCUGCUACGCUAGCUUUAGAGUCACUUCGCACGCCUAAGAAAUUAAGUAACAUAAAUCAGUGGCUGCCUGCGUUUCAUAUACUUUUGUAACCGUUUAUGUUUAGAAAUCUCUGAGCAAAGCUGCCAAGCUAAUGAAAUAUGGGAAAAUCGUGCGUAGCAUAGUCACCAAACCGGGGGACUGGGCUUAUUAAGAACAGUAAUUUCGGCUCUUACCAUCUCUUAUGGCAGUCAGACCUGGGACAGAGUCCAUUGGGAACCUUGGCAAAGGGUAGUGCGAAGUUUCGUUCGAAGUCGUCGUUCUCUGACCAAGACCGGCCUACCUUGUGCGCAUGACAAUCAUUCCCCAGGAGGUUGUUGGUUUUUCACUUGGGAGGCACUGUUAGGGAUGUAAUUUCGAACAAAAAUAGUUCCUUUCUGACUCAAACCAUCGCGCACGGCACGAAAAACUGGAUUUACUGCACAUUGAGGCCCUUCAAAGAAUACGCCAAAUAUGGUAUUGGCUUUGACUUCACCUUUGACGCGCAUCAAAGAUGCCGCCAAAUAUAUAACCUCUUUGUUUACUCCUUUGACCUUCGCAAAGGCGAAGACAAAUACGUAACAACUUUGACUUCAUCUUUUAUGUUUUUCUGGCACCAAUCAGAAGCCAGACCGGCGGCGACCGUUUGGAGCUGGUCUGGUAAGACAUUGUCCCCUGGGGCUCUUCUCGCCGUUCUUUAUUUUUCUUCGUUCCAUAUAUAUUUUUCCGCCCGUUUAGACUUUCCCUCGUCCCCACUAUCUGCCCUUGUGUCUCCGAGGAUGGGGUUCAAACCUUUCACAGAGUAUUGUAUUUCAGUUAAAUUAAAUGGAUGUGGCUGGAAUAGAGAAAGAAAGUUUUACGUCACAAAAAUCAUCCCAGCUGUGAGAUUAUUGGAUUUGUUGGAAUAAGUAUGUGUAAUCACUAAAUGGUGCAUGACGAGUGAAAUUAGGGAGUUGAUUUCACGCAGUUUUGUCCAAAUCCUUUUAAGAAGUAAUUCGUCACCUAUGAUAUUUUCAGACAGAACAAGAUGAAAAACAUCAUGUUUGUGUUAGAGCAAAUUACUGCUGAGGUAUGUGUAACGUUGGCACUGACAAGUCCAUACCAAAAUUCUUCUAAAAACGAUUUGGAACAAAUUUUAGAAUCAUUUUUAUGAAGUAACCAGAGCGUAAUAAGGGCAAUAUCUACCACCAAUUUGCACUAACAUGAUUUUUUUGGCAAGCAUGCAUUUUCAUCUUUUGUCUCCUUCUUUUUAUUAUUCUAGCCAAUCCCAUAAUUUCUCAACCUUUUGUUACGUCAUAACUUCUUUGCUCUAUUGAGCAACUAUAGUAGUCUGCGUAGCUGCUAGCUUUGUUUGGCGAGCGCGUAAAUGAGUGGCGGAAGCCGCGAAAACGCAUGCUUGCCCCAUUUUCGUGGCGACGUAACCGCUCCCCAGGCUCCCCUCUGUUCCCCUCCCCCGCCUCUCCCCCACCAUUUAAACCGCCUGCUAGGCAGGGCAGGAACAAUCAAACAGAAUGCUAUGAUGGCUGUAUAGGGUUAUUUUGGCAAACUUGCCUUAUCGUAUACCGUAAACUGCCGCUUAAAAGUUCCCUAAGUUAUAAGUUGCCCCCUCCCCUCCCCAGUUGUAGACCCAUCUUACUGUAAACAAAAAAAAUGCACCCGAUUAUAACCCCCUCAGGCAUUUCUACCGAAAUGAUUAACUACAUAUUUUAGUUUUUAAGGCGGCAGUUUUCGGUAUAGCUCUAGUUUUCUUCUUCUCGGUAUAUAUCAGGAAAAGAAGAAGAAGAUGAUGAUGAAGAAGAAGAGGAAGAGGAACAAUAAGCAUUGCAGAGAAUAUAGGACAAAAUGUUUCUUUGUCAAGGAAAAUUUAAGUUUUCGUUUUGUAUGGGAUCAUUAACCUCCUAUUAACUAGAUAAUACUGAGUGUAGCUAAAUGUCGUGGGUCGUGGGUGUGGGUCGUGGGUGUAGGAGUAGGUAAAUGUCGUGAGUAAAAAAAUGUCUUCCAAAAAAAUAGAAAUUAAAAAACUAAAAAGCAAAAAGUUGUAAAAUUCAUGAAAGGAAAAUUUCUGAGUACAUACCAGUCCUAUUCCUAACACCCUCCUUGAUCUGCUUAAUUCUACAUAUCCUACGAAAGCCGAAUUCAUUGAUCAAUUGCUAAAUAUUACAGACUUUUUUCUGUAAAAAUCUGCUUUUAAAGCGAUACAUUAACACUGAAGCCUAAUUUAUAAAAUCAGCCAAACAAUGUUUCAUUAAAAUAUAGUUUUAUUUAACAUCACGAAAAUUCAGUAACAAAAGAAGAAACUUUUUCAUUUUGGGCUAAAUUUGUAGUUAGUAGCGUAUUGAUGAAGAACAUAACUUUAAAAACGUCUUUUACUUUAAUUUCUAAAUGUGGCAUUAAGGACACAAACGAGUUUUACGCUUUAAUUAAGUUUUAUUAUCGAUAUAAAUGAGUUACAUUUCGAGAACGAAUACAGCAGUAGUAGUAGUAGUAGUAGCAGCAGCAGCAGUAGUAAAAGUAGUAGUAGUAGUAGUAGUAGUAGUAGUAGUAGUAGUAGUAGUAGUAGUAGUAGCAGCAGCUAUGUAAUAAUAUCAUUGCUUUUAACUGAGAAUCAAUUUCAAAAUCUUGGUUUAUUCGAGUAAACUUCAUUUUUAAUCAGUAAACAUUUACUUGCUUUUUUUUUCUUUAUUGUUAAUUGAUUUGCCAGCUUUUAUUCAGGUCCGUUUCUACUCUCUCGGUGCUUACCAGUCAUUACCAGUCAUAACUCCAGAGUCUUAACUGGCUGUGAUGCUAUUUUCAUAAAUUGAUCGAAAAACACCAAGGAAAUGAUAAUGAAUGCAAAAUUUUCGAAUUUGCGAUAAUAAAUAAUUUUGGAAUAACUCAGUAGAGACUGCAAAGAUGCAAAUUUUCUUCCUUUCAUUGUUGAAAGCCCACCACCUGACCUGCUAAUGACUGCCUACAAAUAAUGGUCUGCUCAUUCACAAUGCCGUUCAGCAGUGUUCGGCUGCAAAUAGUUUUCUGAUUUUUCCUCAUGCGUAAAUGAAACAACACUUUUAUCUUUCUUGCGAGCGCUCUUGAGUGAAAAUGGCAGAUCGCCUUGCAAAUAAUUAAGAAACAAACUCGGUGAUGGAAUAAUAAAACAGUUAUUGAACUCGGUUAUCGCAAAAAAAUAUUGUUAUAUAUUUGUCCAGUGCCUCGUAUAUCAUUCAUUUAGUCUGCAUAACAGGCGCUUUAUGAACCAAGCGAUCGGGGAAUGUGGAAUUUUGCGCGAAGCGAGAGACGAGCGCGAAACGCGAGAAGAGGGGAGGAGAAAAAAUAAGGCGCCUCGUAACAAGUCCAUUGUUGUGGCUCUUCCGCCCACGCCUACGCCCACAAAAUUAAUAUUGACUGACGGCGGUUAUGUCAAAAGGACCAAUGAAAAGCUGAAAACACGAUCCAUUACUCAUUUUUUCUGACUACCAGAAACACCGACAGCAGCAUAACCACAGGAAAUAACAACUACGAGGAAAUGAAUCACCUUCAAUAAUGUAAGACUCAGUGCGGCAAAAAUAUGAUUUGCUCAGUGGAAGUUCAGUUCAUGUCCAAACACAGCGACGAGAAAGAAAAGAGGGAAAACCUGUUGUUCAAACAAAUUCCAAGGUCACGUUUCACAUUAUCACGAGCUCAAAUAAGUAAAUGCUACUAAUCACCUACCUAAACAAAUUAAAAACUAAGAAAAGAUAUUAAAAUUGAUAUUUGCAUAUAAAACCAAUUUCAAAAUUGUUUAAGAAUCGAACUAGGCUAAUUUACAAAGUUUUUAGCUUCGCCUAAAAAAAAGACAAUGAUUUGCUGUAAGUUAUUAAUGUCAUUGUCUAGGUUGCUCCUGUCGUUAGAGGCUUGAAAAUUGAAAGUUUGCUUUUUUGGUAUGCGCGUCCUUAGUUCGACGUCUGAACAACGGACAAUCUUAACGUAAUUUAGGUCGACCCAAGUUCGAUGUUUGGCCUGUGUCUUAUCUAACUUUUAGAUUUAAAAAAGGGGAGGGGGCGUUGCUAAAUAAUAAAGUUUAUGCGCGUGCGCAGUAGGCAACUUAUUAGAAAGUUUGUCUCUUUGUUAUCUGAAAUUUCAAUUUUAUUAUAUUUUUCUCUGGAUACUGGUUCUUAAAAACCAAACCUCGAGGAAAAUUAUUCAGUCUUCUAACCCAAUUAAUAAAUCAAGGUUAAUCGACUAUUGAAUGCAGUCUUCGCUAAAUUUACGCUGCUAGCAGAGUCGCUUCGAUCUUUCCUAGAUAAUUCGGGAAAGUCGCUUUCCUCUUUCACGACUCAUCUAGGAAAGAUCGAAGCGAUUCUGCUAGCAGGGUACACUUAAUUUUCGUUUAUCUUAUUUUACCUUUUAUACUGCUACAUGAGAAAUCUCUGCAACUUGAUUGGUUAGAGCAGUGGCAUUUCAGCUUAAUUUGAAAUAGCUACAUUUGAAAAUUACAAAACUUUUGCGGGUCGUAGUAUAAACAAUUAAUAGCAUGAUUUGUACGUGAUAUUUGGCGUAAAUACCACUCGUCAUAUUUCAAAAUUGUCUCAAAUUUCACUCGCCUAAUGGCUCGUGAGUACGUAUAACAAUUUUGAAAUAUCACCCUCGUGCAUGGUAUUUAUGCCAAUUAUCACUACAAAUCGUGCUAUUACCUAUACUAACAUAACCUGAAAUACUGUAAUGAUCGACGGUGAUUAUCACGCAAUAGCGUGAAUAAAGCUGGCCUAACAGCAGCUAAAUUACCCUCAACAGGUAAAAAAUAGGGCAAAAUGGCGUCCUUCAACUUUCUUCAUUUCGAAGGCUUCAUCCAAAAAUUAUGUACACCUGUACUCCCGGUAAUUUAUUGCACAGCAAUCGUGCAGAAAACCAAUUUCUAUGUACGCGUUUAGAGGAACUGUAAAAGUGAAUUUGGCGUUAGACUAUUUUUUUACAAAUAGGUGGUCACCAUAACAACGUGCGCAGGGCCACAGCGUCUCAAAAAAUUGGCGCAAUGUUCUAGAAGUAACUUUUCCGAUUGAUCAACACAAAACUGAAAUCCGAAUAACAUUGGAUUCCCGUUAACUCGAAUAGAAUUGCGUCUUUCAGGGAUUUUUCGAUCGCGGAUUUUCUUAGCUUUUGUCCACAUAAUUUGGUUAUUUUACUAAACCGGAACAUGAAGUUUUAAGGCCCAGACCCAAAACUGAAUUAUUAAAAGAUUCUUGGCGUAAAACGUCGUGAGUAUAUUGUUUUUUUGUUGUGUCUGUUGUGACAAACGUAACUCUCUUGUAUCAGGUGAAUUUUCUCGGGAAACGUUUUAAAUGCUUGGGGGGGGGGGGCACUAAUUGUACCUCUGAUUUGUAAAUAGCAGGUGUCAAAGCAGCUAAACCGUCGAACUGCAUUUUUGGCAUAGAACUGUAAUAAAUAUUUCGCAGACUUUGCAGCCAAAAAAAAAGGAUUGGGAACUCCUGGGUAUGCAAUGGGAGAGGCUCUAUUUCUUUAAUAUGGUCCUCCCAUUCGGUCUCAGGUCUGUCCCCUUUCUUUUUGAUGAAUUCUCUUCUGCUCUUGUAUGGAUCGUUCGAAAUAAACUUAAUAUUUCCAAGGUUAUUCAUAUACUAGAUGAUUUCUCUAUGCCAAAUUUUACACCUUUUGACAAAUCUAAAUAUCCCCAUAGCUCCUGGGAAAACCUUCCCUGCAUGUACCUGCCUUGAAUUUAUGGGUAUCCUCUACUAGAUUCCAAUAAAGCGGAAGCCCGUCUCCCAGUAGAUAAACUCACCCGCAUUCAGGGAGCCCUUGGCCUGUGGACUAACAGGAAAUCUGCUACCUUAUAGGAGCUCCAGUCUUUGCUUGGCACCCUUCAAUUUGUUAUUGCCUCUGGCCUCUCCUUCUUGCAACGCACCAUCCAUCUUACAAAGGGUAUCAAGUUCCCUCAUUAGCACAUUCGCCUUAAUGCAGGUUUCCGUAAGGACAUUAAUAUGUGGCAACAUUUUCUAGAUCAUGUCAUACUUUAAGCGGCCUUCAACCUCCCUUUUCUCCAGCGAAUUCACUUGCAAUCGCCCAUUCGACCCCUCUGUUCACCUCAGUUCCAAUGACAUGACUGGUACCCAGUGACUGGUACCCAACUCCCACUCACCCAGCCACAUGCAAGUGCGCAUCAAGCAAUCCAAAACUGUCGCCUUCAGACAGGACCAAACAAUCACCAGAGCAAAGUCCUCGCCACCUAUCUGUUCGAUGAUGGCAAUGAAAGACUAUCUCCUUCAAGCCCAGUCACCAUCAAGCCACCCUCUGUUCGCCUUCGUCCAACCCAGACAAUGGCUUACACAGAACAAUCUCACAAGAGAGCUUAGGACAAUUCUUCAAAACUGUGGUCUCCCUGCUAAAAAUUUCUACUCCCACAGUUUCCGUAUUGGAGCCGCCACUAAAGACAGCAGCCAAAGCUGGCCUUCCACCCUGGGUUAUUAAAGUUGUAGGCCAAUGGAGCUCAGAAUGUUAUGAACGCUAUAUAAGGACACCUAAAUGUACCAUUUUAGAACUACCUAGACUCUUAGCUAAUACUAGUCAAUAACUAACAUUAAGACAGCUUGUGUCUUCUUUAACUUUCGUUGAAACAUUUGCGAAGUCUCAUAGGAGCAGAAGGCACGGCUCCCUUUGCUUACAAGAGCCUGACUUUAUUCACCUUGUACUGUUGGGCGAUUGUGCCUCCUGUCUCCACAUGCUCCACAAUCCGUGGCAGGGAAGUGCAACCCCUGGCUGCACUUUACCCCACAGUAAGCCCUUGGAGACAGGUCUGUAAAAAAUCCGCUCCAGGGUGUGGAGCCCCGAUCCCACCUGAUCUGUACUUCACCCAGCCGAUGGCCACCCUUCCUGGUUCCCCUUAGUUCCUAGUGACUGGGGGAUAUGGGGCUCACCCCCGGAGACUGAUCAGGACUCCUUUCCUGGGUGGCUACCCUCAGUACCAAUCGAUCUUGUCUCCCCUCAGGAGGGCUUCUCUCCUGGUCCCCUUACCCCUAGAUUUAAGCGCUUCCCUGACACAUGAAUUUUGCCCAUAACUUUUUUUGUGUUUUCUGGGUGGUGGAACCUUUGUGCGAAACCACUACCAAUUGGAGGAGGUUAUUCACGCUGCCUAAACACGGAUAGUGUAGGAAAGGAGAGAAGGUAGUGGAGAAUAUUGAUAGUGGAGAAAUGAAAGAUCACUGCAUGGAAUUUUGUCUUGCUUUCUCACUAAACUGUCUUCUUUCUAAAUUUAAAGUCAAUCCAAUUCCACCAAGGAAUUGGUGGAUAGAAGGUUGGAAUGUUAACAAUUUGUUGAUAACCAAAAGUUAUGUUGUCUAUCUUAAUCUAGGAAUGAAAGACGACUUUUUUCAGUUGAACAACAUUAUUUGCCAGUACCUUGAUAUCAAAAUUAAGAUGACUAAUUCGUUAAUACAACCGUAGUGUUCUGCAGAACAUCAAACUGAUGAACAGCGUUACAACAAUACAUUCGGUCAAACUCUUUUUUCUUUAUAACUGUGUACUGUUUUGAAAAUUUGUUUUAGGUGAUUUCGCUCAAAACAACCGAUACAUCACACUUCUGACACCAGUCAGAGGUUUUAGGCUUCAAGGACACGUGUUUUCAAACCAUUCCGUGGAACUAAAGCUAGACUGCCAAGACCAAUGCGCCCUUGCGAGGGAAUGUGUUUCAUAUAAUACUGGGCCAAUGAUCAACAACAAGAUGGCCUGUGAACUGAGUACUUCAGAUCACUUACAACAUCCAGAAGAUCUGAAUCCAAGAAAACGCUGGUUCUAUAGAGGCACAGAGGUAACAUCACCAUGCAUCGUUAAGUGGUCAUGUCUUAUAAAAUGCCCUAAAAUGGUGAUAAUUGAUAACUAGGACGAUUAUAUUAUAGCAUUAUUGGUGUUAUAUAAUAAGCAUAUAAUAACCUCAGGCCACUUAAGGCAUGACUAUCUAAUUAAAUAUGCAUAUUUUGAUAAAAUGCUAUUUAGAACGAUUUGCUUCUAUCGAUGAUCCUAAAAAUUGAACUGCAAAUGUAGCUUGAUGGCCUUAGCAAUAUGAGUGCGUUUUAAAAGCUCGAAUUUUCAUCACGUGACUGAUAAUUGAGAAUUAACGGCCAGAAUAUUAACUCUAAAAUAGGGAAAGGAUAAUGAGAGAGCAACAAGUUCUUUUAGGUAAAGGUUCUUAUACAUUCGCCUUGUGUGUGUGUUUACGUUAUAUAGCAAUCGGUAAAUAAAGGGAAAAGGGUCACUUGACUUAUUAAUUAGUUAAAUAGCUAAUAGGAUAAAUAACAUUUCCAAUCACACAAGGCGAAUUUACGAUUUCCGAUGUUUAUGUAGCAUUUUGGUAGUGAAAAUUCCUAACAUUAAAGUUUGCGACCCUUCCCGUUUAGGAAAACGUGUUUUGUAACGUCAUUGACGAAACGAUGUCAAGUGUUCUUUGAAAUCACGUUUCACGUGUUUUUUUCGGUGAGCCACAUUCGUAGUUUACUUUUCAGAAGUAAUGUUGGAAGCAAACCGUUCUAAGUAGCAUUUACUAAAGUAUGCAUAUUUAAUUAGGUAGUCAUGUCUCAAGUGGCCAAAGACGGUUACAAUUAUGACAUUAUGAUUGCUGUAAUAUAGCAAUAACGACGACGAUGAUGGCUACUUUUAGUUAAAGGUAGGCUUCAUUUCCAAAGAUUUGUUGUCGUUGCCAUCAUUUGCUAACAUUAUUUAUUUCAAAAAACGAUGAUAGUAACGACGACGACGAAGAUCAUGAUGAUGAUGAUAAUAAUGACGAUGAUGAUGAUGAGGAUGACAACAAUGAUGAUGGUGAUGAUGCCGUGAUGAUGGUGGUGAUGAUAAUAAUAAUGAUGAUGAUGAUGCUGAUGGAUGGUAGUAAUGACGAUGAUGAUAAUAGCGACGAAGAAGAAGAUGUUGACGACGACGACGAUGGAGCAAAAUAUGCAGAUUGUGAUGAAAAUGAUGCCGUUGUUGAUGAUUAUAAGAAAGAUAAUGCAUGAUGCUGUUAUGUUUCUUGACAGGUCUCUUGAUAAUGAUUUUGACAUUUCAGUAAAAUGGUAAAGAUAAACGCGAUAUUCAUCAAAUAAACGUAUAAUGUGAAUCAUGACGACGAAAAAAAGUAAUAUGAUGAUGAGAUAAUCUCUGUCGACUCUCUAUCACCGAUACACGGUGGCUGAAACUGACCCAUUUAACCUAGAGCAACCUUCACUUAUUUUUAUCUUAGAAUAAUUCUGACAACAUUAUACAUUUGAGUUUUCAAAUGAAAAAUACGUCUGUUCUUCUCAGAAUCUUUGCGCCGCUAAGCCCUGCCUAAACAAUAGGACCUGCUACACGGGAUACACUGAGAAAAAAUUCGUUUGUUUUUGCUCACCAGGCUACAGCGGAGAAAAAUGCCAGAGAGGUUAAGUGUUUUUUGACGACAAGUAAUGUGCAUUGACAAUUUGGGCCGUACAAAGUUGAUAACAUCGCGACACUCUAUAAUACUGGAUAAAACGUUUGGUUAUUCUUGUUGCGUCUAUGACGUGUUUUAGGAGGCAAAACAAAUGAUGACGAUGACUUUUGUGACCAAAAAAAAAAAAAGAGCACUUGUCUUUAUAAUAAUUUUAAAUGAGACAACAGAUCAGUCUAGUAUAUAUCUUUCACUUCCGUUCUUUUUUCUCGCUGAAAAGGAAAUUGCGAUUACGAUAAUCAGAUUCAAAUAAAAGAAAUUUUCCGACAUGAUUAAAAGAUUAUCAUCAAACUUAGGAACUGAAUCUUUAUCCCUUUUCUUUCAAACAUCGUUAUGCUGGAAGGAAGAGACUACAAAUUAGUAUUUCAUCUUAUUCGAACAUUCUAUGCUCCUUUCAGUUUUUAUUUCUAUAACAGGUAUCGAUCGAUCGAUCGCGUAUAUCACUCAUUUUAUAUUGUAAUAAAGGUAGCAUACGUCUACCCUUUUGGCUUAUAAAUCAACAUUACGUCUGUUUGCAACUCUUACGCGGAGAACAGUAAAUACCUCGACUAAGAACUUGUUUUGUUGUUGUUGUUGUUGCUGUUGUUGUUUUAGCGUUUCUUUUUUAAGAUCCUAUUAGGCUAGAAUUUGCCAGUUAGGUCCCCUCUAUAAAAUUUGAAACAGGAUCUUAUUUGCUAAGACGUUUGAAAAAAUUAUGUGCCCUUUGGCAUAUAAGAUUAGUUGACUUUUAGGAUCCUCUUUAGAGACAUAGGUGGCUUAUCACUCCAACUGCAAUUGUAAUGGUAUACAGGUUUUCCCUUAGGAAUGAGCUGAAUACCAUUAAAUACUCUUAGCUACAAUGAAAUGGUUUGUUCAGAAAAUAAGAACCUUUUUAAGAACCUAAAAAGCUUACAUUUGUAAAAUAAAUUAAAGUUGAUGUACUAAGAACCUGUUUAGGCUAACUUAAAAAAUAAAACAUGACAUUUGACAUCUUAAAAACACUCGCCCCUUGUAAAAAUAGCAAAAAGUCUGCGAAAAAAGGUCAUUGAUGACCGGAAUAACGAAUAAAAGCAUUUAUUUUGAACCUUCUCUCGGCAGUUCCGUUGUCAUGCAGCUAUUAGGGAGCUUUAGCAACGACGACGGCGACGGCAACCAGAACGUCGAAAAAAAAGCAAUAGGUUUUUUACGCGAAACAACAACUUUGCACGUGCAUCACGCUUUUUUGUAGAUUUCCGUUACCGUCCUUACACGAAUACCACGUGAAAAUGCCUAAUUGCAAGUUUUAUGGAGGACGUAAACAAGCGACGACGAAUCUCUUUUUCUCUCUUUAAAUUUGAGUGCGGUCCUCAAGAAAUCAACUCCAGGGAAAUUCGCCUACAUUUGCCAUUUUCAGCAAAUUGGAAUAAACGCGACAAAGAUUGAAUAAACGGGAAUUCAUUUUAAAACUGACGUUUUCGCUGCCGUUGCCGUCGUCGAUGCUAAAGCUCCCUAUUUAAAGAAGAGUGACCCUACAGCAAAAAGUGGAAAUUACAUCAUUGAUCCAGAUGGCGAGGGAUGUCAAGAAGGAUUCUCAGUGUACUGUGAUAUAACAGACAAAAAUGGAGUUGACGUGACAGUCAUCAGUCACCAUCGUGAGAGUAGAAAACAUGUGACAGGAUAUGAACGCCCAGGGAGCUACUCACGGGCCAUUCUCUACAGAGGAGCGAGUUUCUCUCAGUUGACCAAUCUCACCAGCGUCUCUUCGCACUGUGAACAGUUUAAAUAG